GUUGUCCUAACAUUUGUCUGUGUGUUGAUGAAGGAAUCUGUAGAAAUUGCUCCAGUGCCACAUACACUGCAAAUCCAUCGGGUAGCUCUGGAUGGAAGAGACCCCUCUAACCCCUUGAGGAGAGAGAAGAGGCAGGUGCAGUGUCAACUAGGACAAUACCUACAUCCCAGAGAGACCCACUGCUGCAUGAGGUGCCAUGCAGGUACCUACAAGGCAAAAGACUGUGAUCGGCCUGAUCAGGCACCUGUCUGUCUCCCAUGUGCUAAUGGCACAUUCACAGCUGUUGAUAACACCAUGUCUAAAUGCUUCCAAUGUACACGUUGCCGUACGGAAUUCCAGCAGAUAGUAGAGACCCCCUGCACCCUAAAGCAAGAUACCGUAUGCGGCUGUCGGAAGAAUCAGUAUCAGAUUGGCCUGUCCGAUCUCUUCCAGUGUAGGAACUGCAGCUCGUGUGUUAAUGGGGUUAUAGCCAACUGUUCAAAGAACAGAGACACAAUUUGCAGGUGUAAGCCUCGAUUCUUCCUGACACUUAGUAACAUUUGCAAGCCUUGCAACAGCUGCAUUGGAGAAGAAUGCCUGCAGUGUCAUAGCCCAGUGACUACCUCACCAACUUCAUCUGGGCUGAAUGGGAGCCUUGUCCUUGGCAUCAUCGUUGCAAUAUUUGUAGUUAUCUCUGUCCUCUACAUUGUAAAUAAAUUAGUGAAGCUGGUCCAGGAAAAUGGGAUAGUGUCAUCUUUCUACUCCUGUGUUUCUUUGCCACAGACAACCAAGGAGCCAGUAUCUGAGGUUGAGGUAAAAAGAAAUGAAAUUUCCAUCCUUCUUCCCGAGUCCCAGAAAGAAACAGAAUUGUCAGUGAAUGCAACACCACCACCUGCACCUCUGCCACAGAGUUCACAUGAGUUACCAGACUGUGUCAGACCUGCCAGAAAGACACAGCUUCCAGACAACCCUGCUAUUCUCUACACUGUGGUGGAUCACGUACCGCCAUCUCGGUGGAAAGAGUUUGUGAGGCGUCUGGGUCUGAGUGACUAUGAUCUAGAGCGAAUUGAGAUGGAGCAUCGGCGUUUACGAGAUGCCCAGUAUGAAAUGCUUAGACUGUGGAAACUGCAGAUGGGCCAUGCUGCAACUGUGGAGCACAUUAGCUGUGUUCUCAACCAGAUGGAGCUGAGUGGCUGCAGUGAAGCUAUUCAGGAGGCUUUGCUAAACCAGAACUCUCCGCAACCUUGCAGCCUCCACAGCCAUCUUUAAUCUACUUCUGCUUUAGUUGCCCUUGCUGUGACUGUUAAGAGAGGAUCAUAACUCGCUUCCUUUCCUGUCUUCCUUUUCCCAUACCUCCAUAUCUUUCUAACACUCCUUAACUGGGUUUGCUGGAGACAGCAGCAGAUGAUGCUGCAGGAAGGCUGAGGUUUGCUUCUCAACCACCAUGUAGUUGAGCAUCUUUAAACCAAGACAGACCUCUGCAACAACUCCUUUCCCAAGGAGGGAAAGCACCUUAUAAAGGAAGUGGUGUGUGGACUCUGACCGAGAUGAAAACAGGAGCU
Pelecanus crispus (Dalmatian pelican) is the source of this 1541-nucleotide messenger RNA. Lineage: Eukaryota; Metazoa; Chordata; Aves; Pelecaniformes; Pelecanidae. The record is from RefSeq and is a predicted model, not a curated record.